Molecule: messenger RNA, 650 nt
Organism: Bursaphelenchus okinawaensis
Lineage: Eukaryota; Metazoa; Nematoda; Chromadorea; Rhabditida; Aphelenchoididae
Source: the annotation of a GenBank genome assembly
AUGACGGAAGUAUCGUCACAACUUCAGAAUCUAGACUUAAAUUCGAAAGAUUCUCACAAGAUUUCUUUCAAUUUCACAGUUUUAAAGGAACAGUUAUCAGCCGAAGCAAUAGUCUUAACUGAUUGCAUAUACUUGUGGGCCGGUAAACGCAGGAUAUGUGACAUUCUGUUCUUUGCCAGAGGUGAUCACAGUCUUCACAUAUCAGGGGAUCCAACGCCCAAUCAUCUGAUUUGGCUACAACAACUCACUCUCAAGCUGGCCAAGUUAUUCAAGGAUAAACAGGUAUGGUUUUAUGAAGUUUAACUGUUUUUAGGUAACAUUUAUGUGUGUUGAAUUAAGUUAGUGUUACAUUGGAUUUAAAAUAAGUUAUUUCAUGUUUUAGUAUUAAAGAAAUAUGUUUUUGGUUAAUAUUGGGUACUUCAAAUAAUUCUGUACCUCUUAAAAGCAAAUUUUUGGGGUCCAGGGCACAGAAUUAUCUGAACAAUUUAAGAAUAUUUAAAAAACUUCUAACAUAAAAGGUUUAGGUAUACUUUUCGACAGACCUCGGCACAGACAACUUUGAAGCUCAAGAUCCGACUUAUUGGAAUGUGUUCUUCGAUUCCCUGAAGACUCAAAUUGAUCUCAAAAAACCAUUUUUCAAGCUAAAUUAA